CUAUGAGAAAUAUUGACGUUGACCAUGAUCUGCUGUCAAAUAUCAAACCUCAAACGGCUCAAAACAUCUAACUUGCGAAACUUCUCCAUAAAUCCAGACAACAAAUACCAAGACCACGUCAAUUUAGCCUACGCCACCUAUGAGUCAACAGAUUCAGAAAAGAAAGCUCCACCCUUAAUAUUACUCCAUGGCUUACUCGGCUCAAAGUCUAACUGGUCCACCCUCUGCAAAAUAUACCAAACGAAGACAACACCCAACAGGAAAAUCGUGGCUGUAGAUGCCAGAAACCAUGGGGAGAGUCCGCAUCAUCGUGAACACACUUAUGAAGCCUUAAGCUUGGAUUUGAAGGCCUUACUUAGUACUUUGGAUAUCGAUAAAGCCAGCAUUCUGGGCCAUUCUAUGGGUGGCGGAACUGCCAUGUUUUUCUCACUAAGACACCCUGAAAUCGUGGAGAAAUUGAUAGUAUGUGAUUUUUCACCGAUCUCCAACAACCUAGGCGAUCUGAGAGGUUAUCUAGAAGCUAUGGAAAGGGUCAAAAUACCAAGAGGUCUCUCUAUGUCAAAAGCUAGAGCUGCUGCUGAAUUUCAACUCGAACAGUUGGGUAUAAGGCACAGGACGAGGAGAAAAUUCCUGACCACUAACGUGGUGCUCAAUUCAGAUGGUUCCUUUGGGUGGAGAGUAAACUUACCUGCUUUAUCUAGAAGUUGUAGUAACUUAAGCAGAAUUAAUAUCGAAGAAGGACAAACGUACGAAGGACCAACUCUCUUCGUUGGUGGAAAUAAUUCUGGGUAUUUGAAACCAAGGGAGCUUCCCAGAAUCAAGAGAAUUUUUCCAAAUUCCAAGUUUAAAUUUAUCGAAGGAGCUGGCCAUUGGGUGCAUUUUGAUAGGAGGAAGGAGUUCGCUGAGAUCACAGUGAAAUUUCUCAAUGGAAAAGUAUGAUAUUCGUUAUAACCAUCCAAGGUCCAACAUCCGAUAAUUCUGCAGUACUGUGGUCCCAAAUUGUAUGAACUGUUUCACGAAAACGAAAAUACAACUGGUUGAGUAAUAACGCUUUGGCCGUAAUGUGUAUAUCAAAAAUACUUGGUGAUAUAUCUGAAAUAAAAAAACAACUUAUUAUUA
Harmonia axyridis is the source of this 1119-nucleotide messenger RNA. RefSeq names its product protein ABHD11-like. Gene Ontology annotation, cellular component: mitochondrion. The record is from RefSeq and is a predicted model, not a curated record. NCBI's taxonomy places the organism in Eukaryota, Metazoa, Arthropoda, Insecta, Coleoptera, Coccinellidae. The transcript has a single exon. The coding region runs from base 25 to 939 and encodes 304 amino acids.